AAUUUCAUCGUGAAAGUCAUGCCGAGAAAUAUAUAUAGGAGUCGUUUAUCUCGCUAGUAUUGUCGAAAUACACAACCACCAACCAACUGCAUCAUCAUCACUGCUUCCGCCUACACUUGUAGCAUCAUUCCAAGCCUUUGCAUCCGAUCUACUUUCGGCAUCAACUACCUACAAGAUGAAGGCAGUUUCCAUCUUGGCCAGCGCCGGCCUCACCACUCUGGUGCGAGGACAUGGUUAUUUGACUAUUCCCUCCAGCCGCACCCGUCUUGGCUCCGAGUCAGGUAUCGAUACUUGCCCGGAAUGUACCAUUCUUGAGCCGGUGACAGCGUGGCCCGACCUAGACUCGGCCGCCAUCGGCCGCAGUGGCCCUUGCGGAUACAAUGCGCGUGUCAGUGUCGACUACAACAAGCCGGGAGCCGACUGGGGUACCGAGACCGUGGCCACCUACACGCCGGGCCAGGUGAUUGAUGUGCAGUGGUGCGUUGACCACAACGGCGACCACGGCGGCAUGUUUACGUACCGAAUCUGCCAAGACCAGGACCUGGUCGACAAGUUCCUAGACCCCAAUUACCUGCCCACGGACGCGGAGAAGCAGGCAGCGGAGGAUUGCUUCGAGGCCGGACUCCUGCCCUGCACAGACGUCGACGGGCAGAACUGCGGAUACAACCCAGACUGCCAGUCGGGACAGGCGUGCUACCGCAACGACUGGUUCACGUGCAACGGGUUCGACAACGGCGACCAGACCAAGUGCAAGGGUGUCGACAACGCGGCGCUGAACUCGUGCUUCACGACCAUCGCCGGCGGGUACACUGUGUCGAAGAAGAUCAAGAUCCCCGAGUACGUGAGCAACCACACACUGCUGUCCUUCAAGUGGAACUCGUUCCAGACGCCUCAAGUAUACCUGUCGUGCGCCGACAUCGCCAUCGUCGACAACAACAGCGGCGGGUCCACCCCCACCUCGACCGCCACUGCAUCCAAGACCUCCACAACCACCGCCGCCGCCUGCACCUCCACCGCUGGGGCCGUGUCGCUGUCCAUCAGCGAGUCCGUCGUCACCACGUACGGGCAGACCAUCAAGAUGGUCGGCUCGAUCUCCGCGCUCGGCAGCUGGGACGUGAGCAAGGCGCCCGCGCUGUCCGCCGCCUCGUACACCGCCUCCAACCCGCUGUGGACCACGACCUUGAGUCUGGCCGCUGGCACCUCCUUCGAGUACAAGUUCGUCAAGGUCGCUUCUGAUGGCACUGUGGUCGCGUGGGAGAGCGACCCGAACCGCUCGUUCACCGUGCCGAGCGCGUGCGCGGCGGCGAGUGCCUCGACGGUGUCGGCGACGUGGAGGUGAUUUACAUAUAUAUGAACCUGGUAUAUAC
Messenger RNA from Hypoxylon fragiforme, 1367 nucleotides. Its product is annotated as carbohydrate-binding module family 20 protein. The transcript is spliced from 2 exons. The record is from RefSeq and is a predicted model, not a curated record. Gene Ontology annotation, molecular function: starch binding. NCBI's taxonomy places the organism in Eukaryota, Fungi, Ascomycota, Sordariomycetes, Xylariales, Hypoxylaceae. The coding region runs from base 176 to 1339 and encodes 387 amino acids.